Molecule: messenger RNA, 1398 nt
Organism: Mesorhabditis spiculigera
Lineage: Eukaryota; Metazoa; Nematoda; Chromadorea; Rhabditida; Rhabditidae
Source: the annotation of a GenBank genome assembly
AUGUGGAUUCGUCUAGCGCUUUUUGGGGUAUUACUAUGUUUGGCAUACGGUGGUCCCGGGAAGGACUUCUACUGGCGGCACUGUCUAAGGCGUCCGCUACAAGCCGGUGACGUCUUCACCGCCAAGGGCAAAAUUCAGGACCGCAUGCAGAGAUGGACGUGCGGUCUAGAAGCUAGCUAUGUCACCGACGUGUUUGGUCAUUUUGACCACCGGAACUUCCGGAAUACAUCCAUUCCGGUGGUCACAUAUGCGCAUCGGCUCGGGAGGCAGAAGCCCUGGCAGCCCGGCUAUCAAUACCACAAACUCCCCUUCGCGCCGGGAGCCGAAUUUGAGAUCACGAUCCGACUCAUCACCCCGACCCGAGUCCAAAUCCAGUACUCUGGGAAAGAUGCACGCUGGGGUGGAGCGACGAUUGAUAUCAAGGGACAAUCCACUCCCCUCUCGUCUGUCAAGCUUUUCCAGUGCUGCGGUGAGAUUCAAAACGUGACGAUCACUGGCACACCGUUGGCCAAAAAUGUGGUCCGUCAAUGGGACGCGCCAUGCCCAUCGUUCGCUUCGUACAAUGAUGACGAUGAGGAUGAGCAUCCUCCGACACCAAAGCCGACGACGAAGGCUCCGACGAAGAAACCGACGAAGCGACCGCAUAGCCAUGGUCAUAGCCAUGACGACAGCCACGACCACGGCCAUAGUCACGGUCAUAGCCAUGGUUCUGAGGAGGACAAGAGCUGGCCAUCGGAUGGUGGAAGAGAUAGAGGACGCGGCAAUGGAAAUCGUGGACGAAACGGUGGUCGAAACGGAAACGGCAUUGGCAAUGUUGAUGUGGUUUCCGGUGGACCGGGUCCCGGGAUGUAUUGGCGACGAUGCCUGAAGCGACCAAUGCGAGCCGGUGAUGUCUUCACGGCUCGCGGGAAAAUUGGGCCACAGAUGACAAGAUGGACCUGCGGCCUAGAAGUCGCCUGGUCAAAUCAGGUCUUUGGCCACUUUGACCACCGCAACUACAAGGGACAAGCGCCGCUGAUCACCUACUCUCAUCGUCUCGGGACCCAGGCUUGGGAGCCACCAAACACAUUUAACGUCUUGCCGUUUCUUCCGGGAACCAAUUUCGUCAUCACGAUCCGCAUCAUCUCGCAGUCACGAGUCCAAGUCACCUACGGUGGUAACAACAGAUGGCCUGGGGCCACCUUUGACAUCAAGGGAAGGCAGACACCGAUUGGGUCGGUUAGGUACUUUCAGUGCAAUGGCGGUAUCAACUCUGUGACGCUGAGCGGCGAUGCAUUGGCUGAUAAUGUGAUCCACGAUUGGCUGGCCGUUUGCCCGGCAUUCGGCUCAGACACGAAGCCACCGCCACCUCCUCCACCGCGUCCUCCACCCGCGAUGGGCCAAGGACUGGCCAGACUC